AUGGAACCAUUAAAAGUUCUCAUCGUAGGCGCCGGCAUCGCCGGUCCCUCCCUAGCAUCCUGGCUCGCCAGAACAGGCGCAGAAAUCACUCUCAUCGAACGCUACCCCCAACUCAGAUCAACAGGUCAACAACUCGACGUCCGCGCCCAAGGUGUGCCUGUCAUGAAGAAACUAGGCAUCGAAGCAGCGAUCCGCGCGAAAACAAUCCACGAACCUGGAACGCAACUCAUCGAUACCAGGGGGCGUACGAAGGCGUUCUUUGGUGUUUCGGAUCAUGGUGGUGCGAAUCAGAGUUUGACCACCGAGUAUGAGAUUAUGCGUGGGGAUCUUGUUAAGAUUCUUAUGGGUCUUACAGAGGGGAAGAAGAAUGUGAAGCACAAGUUCGGAUUGAGUGUUACUAGUUUGACCCAAGGUAGUGAGGAUGACCCGAAGGGAAAGGUUCAUGUGGGGUUUGAUGAUGGGGGAAAGGAUGAUUUUGAUCUUGUUGUCGCGGCAGAUGGCACGGGGUCGAGGACGAGACAGCUUAUGCUUGGUCCUGAUGCACCUGAUCCGAGACAUUGGCUGGGAGGUUAUAUCGGCUUCUUCAGCACGAUCUCUCAACCUCAAGAUUCCAACUGUUUCACUUUCUGCCAUCUUCCUGGAGGGAAGUAUAUCGGGACGAGAAAGGACUCGAAGGAUAUGACCCGUGUGUACAUGCAGAUGCAGGGCCAAAACGAAGCUCUUGCCGCAGCGCACAAGUCCGGAAACUUAGCAGACCUCAAAUCUGCUUGGGCGGAUGUCUUCCCUGGCGAUGAAUGGGAUUGCAAGCGUUUCAUGACCGCGAUGAAAACCUCUCCAGAAGCAGACGACCUCUACUCAACGCCUCGACAGGAAGUUCGUCUCCCGCCAGGAUCAUGGUCGAAGGGUCGUAUCGUGGCGAUCGGCGACGCAGCGCACUCGCACACAGCAAAUGGUUUCGGAACGACAUGGGGUCUCGUAGGAUCAUAUAUCCUCGCCGGAGAAAUCGCGACGCUGUAUAAGCAAGAUCCUAGUACGGCUGUCGUAAAGGGUGUGAAGCGGUACGAGGAGGUGUUUCGACCGAUAGCGGCCGCUGAGGGUGGUGAGAAUGAUUCUCGUGAGAAGUUGUUUAUGCCGCAGAGUGCCUGGGGUAUUUGGAUGCUUCAUUCGGUGGCGCGGGUGGCGGCUUAUCUUCAUCUGGAGAGAGGUCUCGGAAUGGGUUCAGAGAAGGCUAAGUGGGAGGUUCCAGAGUAUCCGGCCCUAGAAUGA
Messenger RNA from Fusarium coffeatum, 1266 nucleotides. RefSeq lists its product as uncharacterized. Gene Ontology annotation, molecular function: FAD binding. Lineage: Eukaryota; Fungi; Ascomycota; Sordariomycetes; Hypocreales; Nectriaceae. The transcript has a single exon. The coding region runs from base 1 to 1266 and encodes 421 amino acids. The record is from RefSeq and is a predicted model, not a curated record.